AUGGCAUCCUCAGGCCUGCCGUCCGCAGGCCUGCCGUCCGCAGGCCUGCCGUCCGCAGGCCUGCCGUCCUCAGGCCUGCCAUCCUCAGGCCUGCCAUCCUCAGACCUGCCAUCCUCAGACCUGGCAAGCUUGUGCUCUCUCAUCAACACAAAGAUUUCCACUGUUGCAAGGACCCUUCAAUUAAGAAGGAUAGCUGAAGAGCCUGUCCUGAAAUCUGUGUUCAGUAAAAUAGGCAAGGACCUGAUUAUCCUGCAUGGUCUCCUGAUUAAACUGGAAAUGGAAGUUUACCAUCAGGAAAAACUGAGGGAUAUGCUAAAAGACCUCCAGAAGUCUGCUGAGAAAGAUCUGCUGGAAGCACAGCACCUGUGUGAAAACAUUCCCCAGCCGCUUAAACGAACUCAGACAGGCACUGCUAUGCCAGCUGUGAAAAACAAAGAGCAAAGAAAAGCUGUCAACCCUAAGCAAGCAAAGAAGCCAACCAAAGAGACAAGGGUCACUAAAAAAGUGGGAUUGAUAACAGCAGAAGAAUUCAGAGGCAUUCCUGAGUAUAUGAGAGGUCGUAUCACCUAUGAGCAGAUUAACACCACUGUGGAUGAGAUCAACAAAGCUGUGGAGAGGAAGUGCAAGAUCCUGCAGCAGCCUUUGAAAUCCAUGAAUGCAGCAACCAGAAACCUUUACCACAGGUUCAAGGAAGAAGAAACAAAGGGCACCAAAGGUGUUUUUUUCAUUGUGGAGGCUGAUAUCAAGGAGUUCACCGAGCUGAAGAUGGACAAACGCUUCCACAUCAUCCUCAGCAUCCUGCGCCACUGCCGCAGGCUGAGAGAAGUCCACAGCUCCAAGCUCGUCCACUACAUCAUCUACUGA
Molecule: messenger RNA, 864 nt
Organism: Dryobates pubescens (Downy woodpecker)
Lineage: Eukaryota; Metazoa; Chordata; Aves; Piciformes; Picidae
Gene: SKA1
Product: spindle and kinetochore associated complex subunit 1
Exons: 6
Coding region: 1-864 (287 amino acids)
Biological process (GO): cell division; chromosome segregation; regulation of microtubule polymerization or depolymerization
Cellular component (GO): mitotic spindle; outer kinetochore; spindle microtubule
Molecular function (GO): microtubule binding
Source: RefSeq, a predicted model, not a curated record